Molecule: messenger RNA, 789 nt
Organism: Suncus etruscus (white-toothed pygmy shrew)
Lineage: Eukaryota; Metazoa; Chordata; Mammalia; Eulipotyphla; Soricidae
Product: granzyme A-like
Exons: 5
Coding region: 1-789 (262 amino acids)
Biological process (GO): proteolysis; positive regulation of apoptotic process; negative regulation of oxidoreductase activity
Molecular function (GO): serine-type endopeptidase activity
Source: RefSeq, a predicted model, not a curated record
AUGAGGAACCCCUGCCUAUUUCUGGUGUCUUCUCUCUUCAUUCCUACUUUUUUCCUGUUAAUUCCUCAAGGUUUCUGUGGACAAAUAAUUGGUGGCCACGAAGUCACUCCUCACUCAAGACCCUACAUGGUUCUAAUUAAAACAGACAAGAAAAAGAUUUGUGGUGGAGCUUUGAUUGAAAAGAACUGGGUGUUGACAGCUGCUCAUUGUACCAUAAACAACAAGACCCAGAUCAUCCUUGGGGCUCAUGCACAGAACAAAAGUGAACCAGGAAGACAGAUAAUAAAUGUUAGGAAAAAGAUCCCCUACCCAUGCUAUGAUCAAAGCACACAUGAAGGCGAUCUUCAGCUUCUGCAGCUGAACCAAAAAGCAACAAUUAAUAAAAAUGUGCGACUCAUUCAUCUACCAAGAACUUGGAAUGACCUGAAGCCAAACACAAAGUGUCGAGUUGCAGGAUGGGGAAGAACUCAAAACAAGUCCCCGAUGUCUAACACUCUGAGAGAAGUCACUGUCCUGGUCAUAGACAGAAAAGUUUGCAAUGAUCCAAAGCACUAUAACUACAAUCCUGUAAUUGGGCUAAACAUGUUUUGUGCUGGAAACCUCAAAGGAGGAAAUGAUUCAUGCAAUGGUGAUUCUGGAAGUCCUCUGAUAUGUGAUAAUAUUUUCAGGGGCAUCACUUCCUUUGGCUUGAAAGGGAAAUGUGGAACCCCUCAGGGACCGGGCAUCUAUACUCGUCUCUCAAAGAAGUACACAGACUGGAUCAUUACAACAAUGAGGGGGUUUGUGUAG